ACAUUUUUUAACAGGAUGAACAACAGUUUCCUCAACAUGGCGUCGAUAGGAGACUUCGACCCGCACAUCGCGUCUAUUCCUGCCACCAAAGUUGAAAUCACAGUGUCCUGCAGAAACCUGCUGGACAGAGACACCUUCUCCAAAUCAGACCCAAUUUGUGUUCUCUACACACAAGGCAUGGGCAACAAGGAGUGGAGAGAGUUUGGGAGAACAGAGGUGAUAGACAACACGCUAAACCCCGACUUUGUGCGGAAAUUCAUUUUGGACUACUUCUUUGAAGAGCGACAAAACCUCAGAUUUGACUUGUAUGAUGUUGACUCAAAGAGCCCCAUCCUGUCAAAACACGACUUUCUGGGCCAGGCGUUCUGUACUCUGGGAGAAGUGGUUGGAUCAUUGGGCAGUCGCUCGGAAAAAGCUCUCGGAGGCAUUCAAGGGAAGAAAUGCGGGACCAUCAUUGUGAAAGCCGAGGAGCUGAACAACUGCAGGGAAUCAGUGAUGAUGCAGUUCUGUGGGAACAAGUUGGACAAAAAGGAUUUGUUCGGCAAGUCCGACCCCUUCCUGGUCUUCUACAGGAGCAAUGAGGACGGCACGUUCACCAUCUGCCACAAGACAGAGGUGGUGAAGAAUACAUUGAACCCAGUGUGGCAGGCCUUCAAAAUCCCUGUUCGGGCUCUUUGCAAUGGUGAUCACGACAGAACAAUCAAGGUCGAGGUGUACGACUGGGACAGAGAUGGCAGUCACGACUUUAUCGGAGAGUUCAGCACCAGCUACAGAGAACUAUCCAGAGGGCAGAGCCAGUUCAACGUCUAUGAGGUGAUAAAUGCAAAGAAGAAAUUGAGGAAGAAAAAAUACCUCAACUCUGGAACGGUAACGCUGCUGUCAUUCAUGCUGGACAUUGAAGUCACCUUCCUGGACUACAUCAAAGGAGGGACUCAGAUUAACUUCACUGUGGCCAUCGAUUUCACAGCUUCCAACGGUAACCCAGCCCAGCCCACCUCUCUCCACUACAUGAGUCCCUACCAGCUGAAUGCCUACGCGAUGGCCCUGAAGGCAGUAGGAGAAAUCAUCCAGGACUACGACAGCGAUAAGAUGUUUCCCGCGCUGGGGUUCGGAGCCAAGCUGCCACCUGACGGACGGGUGUCUCACGAGUUUGCCUUGAAUGGGAACCCUCAGAACCCUUACUGCACAGGCAUCGAAGGUGUGAUGGAGGCGUACUACCGGAGUCUGAAGUCAGUUCAGCUCUACGGACCCACAAACUUCUCCCCAGUCAUCAACCAUGUGGCCAGAUAUGCAGCUUCUGUGAAGGAUGGCUCCCAGUACUUUGUGCUCCUCAUCAUCACAGAUGGUGUCAUCUCAGACAUGGCCCAGACCAAGGAGUCUAUUGUCAACGCCUCCUGUCUGCCGAUGUCAAUCAUCAUCGUGGGGGUGGGGCCUGCAGAAUUUGAUGCGAUGGAGGAGCUGGACGGAGAUGAAAUCAGAAUCUCAUCCAGAGGAAGAUAUGCUGAGAGAGACAUUGUUCAGUUCGUCCCGUUCAGGGACUACGUCGACCGGACGGGGAACCACGUCCUGAGCAUGGCCCGGCUCGCCAAAGACGUCUUGGCCGAGAUCCCCGACCAGUUCCUCUCUUACAUGAGGACCCGCGGGAUCAAGCCGUCGCCAGCGCCGCCUCCCUACACGCCGCCUCCCUACACGCCGCCAGGACAACCCAUCCAAACCCAGAUAUGAGGAGCCGGGGGGGGGGAGACAGGUUUCCAAGUCAGGGGUCAGCUGAACUUUACGCGUGAAAUACUUCCAAUUUCCCUAAAGCCGCUCUCUAUGCCUUGUCAUCGUGGAUCACGGUGGUCUUUUCUCGUGUUCAGGAAGCUGCAUGUCGGGCCAGGAGAGUGUCGCUUUUGAGUACAGAAAAAGCCAAUGAGAGUCUGUUUACUUCCACUGUCAGCAUUCCUGCUAAUGUCUGGAAUUUAUUUAUUUCUUUGAUCUGAGAAACCUGGACAGGCCUCGGAGAGACUUCCACGAGUCUGAAUUCUAGCUGGGAGGAAACAUUGUAAAGAGAAUGUCUCCAGAUAAAAAGGAAUCACCUUUUCUGUAAAUAACAACACGUGUAACUUCUUCUUUCUCUCUCUCUCUCUCUCUCUCUCUCUCUCUCUCUCUCUCUCUCUCUC
Molecule: messenger RNA, 2162 nt
Organism: Cottoperca gobio
Lineage: Eukaryota; Metazoa; Chordata; Actinopteri; Perciformes; Bovichtidae
Product: copine-8
Exons: 20
Coding region: 16-1725 (569 amino acids)
Biological process (GO): cellular response to calcium ion
Cellular component (GO): plasma membrane
Molecular function (GO): calcium-dependent phospholipid binding
Source: RefSeq, a predicted model, not a curated record